Salvia splendens (bonfire salvia) is the source of this 2043-nucleotide messenger RNA. RefSeq names its product protein FAR1-RELATED SEQUENCE 5-like. The record is from RefSeq and is a predicted model, not a curated record. The transcript is spliced from 4 exons. Gene Ontology annotation, molecular function: zinc ion binding. Bases 1 to 2043 code for a protein of 680 amino acids. Lineage: Eukaryota; Viridiplantae; Streptophyta; Magnoliopsida; Lamiales; Lamiaceae.
AUGGAAGAAGUGGUUGUUGUACCUGAAUGUUCCGCCGCGAUGAAGCCUGUUGUAGGUCAGAAAUUCCAAUCAUUGGAUUUCGCUUUUGCUUUCUACGACAUAUAUGCCCGUGCAGUUGGCUUCGAUACGCGCAAACAAGCUAUGAGGAAGGUUGAUGAUGUCACGACCUGGUAUCAAGUUGUAUGCAACAGGGAAGGAAGGAAAAAGGGUGGUGUGGAUGACCAGCUGAAUGCUCGUUCUGGUUUCACUAUCAAGCGUAGGAAGUUAUCUAAGCGGUGUGGUUGCACGGCUAGUAUAUCCUUCAGGUUUUUCUCGGAAGAUGGCUCGUCGGGAUACAUAAUUCACGAGUUCAAUGAGAUUCAUAACCAUCACAUGGUUGAGACGGAACAUCAGCAAUUCAUGUCUAGUAAUCGCAAGUUGGAUGAUGUUCAUCAUAAAUUUAUCCUCGACUGUUCAAGGGCGAAUAUAGGACCCACGCUUACAUUUAAGGUAUUGAAGGAGAUUCUUGGUGGGUUCGAACUGGCUGGUUGCACGGUUGGGGAUAUCAGGAAUGCCUCACGGGACAUCAAAGAAUAUGCACAAGGAUAUGAUGUACAAAUGGUGUUGGAUGACAUGGCGAGGAAGAAGGAGAUUUCCGAGGCUUACACCUAUCACUACGAAGUUAACGAAUCUGACCAGUUGGUUGCUUUGUUUUGGUGCGACGGUGUAAUGAAGAGAAAUUACCACAUGUUUGGUGAUAUUGUGUCCUUCGACUCCACGUACUGUAUGAUCUUCACUCCUUUCACUGGAAAGGAUAAUCAUGGUAGUCCUGUGACAUUUGCGGCGGGGUUGGUUUGCAGCGAGAAAACAGGGGCUUUUGCUUGGCUGUUCAGACAUUUUGUAGAUUGUAUGGGUGUAGCACCCAGGAUGAUUGUGACCGAUCAAGAUUUGGGUAUGCGAUCAGCGAUUGAAGAGGGAGUACAUCAUCAGCUAGAGGACGUCGAAUGGUUCAAAACAUUGUAUACAUAUAGGGAGUACUGGAUACCGGCGUACUUCAGGGAUUUUCCCAUGGGAUCGAUGAUUCGGACUACGUCCAUAUCUGAAUCAGAGAACAGUUUCUACAAAAAUUUUCUGAAGCCCCGAGGAAAUAUAGCCGAAUUCUACAUGAAUUUCAACCACGCUAUAGAAUUCCAGCGGAACAGUAGGACAGCUUUGGACUACCACGAUGCCACUUCCAUACCCAUACUCGCAACUACUCUUCCGUUUGAGAAACAUGCUUCCACAUUAUUUACCGACAGUAUGUUCAGGAAAAUACAAGAAGAAAUUGUGGAGGGUAAUGACAGAUGUCGUGUGCUGAGUUUUAUGUCCGGAGAAUCUGUUGACACAUACAAGCUUGGCGACAGCAAGCGCAAUGCAUAUUUUGUUCGUCAUGACAAGACGGAUGAUACUUACUUUUGCGAAUGCAAACUUUUUGGUCGUCAUGGUUAUUUGUGCAGUCAUAUAUUUUUCUUGUUUCGGAACAAUGAGGUGAAAAAGAUCCCGGACAAAUACUGUGAAAGCCGAUGGAUGAAGACUCCUUUAGCCAAGGCUGUACACGGGGAGUUUCAUGAUCCAGUGCUUACCCACUCAUCCGCUGACGAUAGGCAAACUGUGUCCAAGCAGGCGAUUUCGAUGUUUUAUGGUUUUCUUAGACAGUUUGAGACCGACAUCGAUGCUUUACGGGCAUUUAUAGCUGGCAUCGAAGAACUUGGCAACUCGCUUCAAACUGGUACUCCGGCAACCUCAGUCGCUGAGAAGAGGCGUAUGGUUGAAGAGUUUUAUGGAAUGGUAAGGCCUGAAUCUGUUGCGGUGCAUCCUCCCGAUGUUGUGAAGACGAAGGGCCACGCCAGCAGCUCGGCAAGCCGUCUUAUUUCAAAAAGAGAGAAGGCUAUAAAGGAUGCGUCUAGGCCUCCUAGACAGUGUAAGGCUUGCCAUGAGGUGAGUCAUCACGACUCUAGGAACUGUCCUAUGCUUAAAGAGAUGAGGAUGGAGAAAGAUGCUCGCAAAGGGAAAAGUCUAGCCUGA